AAAAACGAAAGAAAGAAACAGGAAAAGAAUCAAAAAUCAAAGAAGAAGAUAAAAUGUCUACAGGUAACGUGUGUAAUAAUACAGAUAUAUAAUCUGGCAUCAUAAUUAAAUGCUAGACUGAACACCUUUGUCAAUAUUAACCAACGUCGUCUUCGUCUUCGUCUGUAUACCGUGUAAAUUAUUAUACACACUCCGUAUAAAAAUUGUGUAUAUUUGUAUACGCAUACUGUACGUAUAUACGAAUGGUAUCACACAGCCUGACCAGCGUUGGUCGCGUCGAUUUUAUGCUAUAUGUUAGUUUCGAUCGUCCUCGAUCGCGGCGACCUUCGAUCUCUGCCUGUCCUCCCCCCUCCACUCGCCGCCCCCGACUCGGCGCCGAGUUCUUAUUUGAAUAAAUGUAGCGCGAAUUUAAUCCGCGAAUGAUCGUCCGAUGUGUGGAAUUUAAUCGGAUGAUACAUUUUUUAUUCUCCUUCGACAACGAAACGCUGUUCACGUCGUACUUGAAACAGUCGAGGUCGCACGCGUGUAACGAUAAAUAAUCAAAACGUUUCAAACGUUUCUGAAACAGUUGAAAUGGUUCGGAAACGGCUGAACUUGUUCGAAAACAGUUAGACGGGUUCAGGACCAGUCGGGACGGGUCACAAACGGGUCAAUCGGUUCAGGGACGGUUGAAUCGGCUCGGAGUCAGUUGAAGCUAGUCGGAAUCAUUCGAAACGGUUCAGAAUCAGUCGAAGUGUAAUCGGAAAGAUUUGAAGCUAGUCAGAAACGGUUGAAAAGGUUCGGGAACAGUUGACAAAGCGAAUCGCUUGGACGUUUGAAUCGACUGAAACACUCCAAACAGUUCAAACAGUGAAGUGAUCGAAGGUGUUGUGAGGUUUAAAAAGUAUCAAAAAGUUCAAGCGUACGAAAGAGAGUUGGAAGGGUGAAGGAUAAUUGGCAGAAUGGAAACGAUGGAAGUCUGAAAGAACGACGUCCCGGUUGCCUGAAUAAAAAAAAAAGACUGUCGCCGAGGCUGCAAAAGUGGUUUGCGAUCCUACGGCGGUGCUGUUGCUGUUGCUGCCGCACGAAGCGGGAGAUACGCGUUGACUGGAACGACAACGGAACGGAGCGUUCGACGAGGCAACCUGCUCUCUCUCCUCUCUCUCUCUCUCUCUCUAUCUCUCUAUCUCUCUAUCUAUCCAUCUCUCUUGCUCAGUCUGGGUGCAAAAACGCCGUUUGUGGCGUGGGGGUUACGGGGCGAAGGGAGGGGGGGGGGGAUAAGGACCCCCCACCCAGGAUGUCUCCUACCACGUACAAACACGCCGACGAAUGUUGUACUUUGACGUACGUUGGCGACAAUCAGAGAAAGACGUCAGGAUGAAGUCUGAUCCCCCCGCGGAGCGGUUGGAGAAUUUUUUAAAUCACCAACGCUGCAAGAAUUAUUUUUACCACAAUCGUCGCGAUCUGCAUCAGCAGCAGGAUCAGUAGCAGAGUGCAAAAAAAAAAACGAUAAUAAAAAUUAAAAAGAAGAAAAAAAACAAAAAGAUCGUUAAUCUAUGAAACAUAUGACUUUGACAGUGAGAAUGGGAAAUCGAUCCAAUCGAACCUGCUGUGUGAUUUAAAAAGUGGAAAAAAAAAUCAAAAUAAAACGUAAUCACAGAUCAUUAAACUUCGAGGGUGAAAAGCGUCCUCGUUAAGGACAGAAUCAAAACGCGUAGUGAACGAAGUACAGUCGAGUAAAGAUAAGUCUGUGAAUUAUUUUUUCGUGAUAUAAAUAGAAAAAAAAAAAAAAACGAAAAAAUCUUAGAAAAUGGAUCACAAUGACGACAUUUUAUCAUCCGGUCAAAUGGAUUCCAGUGCCUCGUCGUCAAACGCGGCGCUCAAUCCAAGAACACCGCCGAAUUGUGCCCGUUGUAGGAAUCAUAGACUAAAAAUAGCCCUCAAGGGUCACAAGAGAUACUGUAAAUAUCGUAGCUGUAACUGCGAGAAGUGUAGAUUAACCGCGGAACGGCAACGCGUCAUGGCGCUGCAAACCGCGCUGAGAAGAGCUCAGGCCCAGGACGAGGCCAGGGUCAGAGGGCCCGAAGAACAGGUGGACCCUCGUUCGGUGGUCGUUGACGUCGCCGAUCGUUUGAUAUCGGUGCCCCAACCCGAGAGGUCGAGUUUGGAGGGUAGCUGCGACAGCAGCAGCGGGGGAUCCCCGGUGAGCAAUCACGACAGCAACGGAGGGCACAGCGUAAUCGGGGGAUCGGUUGUUACGAUACCACCCUCGCAAAAAUUACCCGCGAUUUACCCCCACGGCACCCCCCCGUCGUAUUUACCGCAGCGGCGAAACGGUGAAAACGUCGAGGUUCUAUUAGAGUACAGUACCAAACUCCUAGAGCGUUUCCGGUAUCCCUGGGAAAUGCUUCCCCUAAUGUUCGUUAUAUUGAAAGAUGCGAGAGCCGACCUUGAGGAGGCUUCCCGACGCAUAACGGAAGCCAAUGCCGAAAUCCGGACCCUGGCCUUCUGGGAGGCGGCUCGAUUCAUCCACGGUGGUGGUUACUACUACAAUUGCUACGGUACCCCGACCGGUACGGCAGCCAGUGGCCCGACCUAUCUCCCUCAGGCACCCUACAUUGGACCACCACCCCCCACGGCUCACCUUGGUCUCCAGCAUCCCCUCUACGCCCACGUCGUCAACAGGGUACCAUCGAGUCCGGACAGCCCCCCUGAACGCCCGGCCACGUAGCCCCGUUUCGCCAAGGAUGAUCGCGAGACGCUGCACGAGAAACUGGACAAAAGACGGCGGUCUGAAAACGUAGGUAUAUAAUAUGCGCAUAGACGAUAAGAAGAAAAUGAAGCUGGACGAAGAGAAACAAAAAAAGAAUACAAAAAUAACAAAAAACGAUAAUUAAACACCACCCCGAUUCCCGACCGCAGAGAACAGAAAUAAACGAAUCAAUUACACGAAAAAAAAAAAAAAAACAGUAUAGAAAUAAAUAAAUAAACAACUAAAAGUAUACCUAUAUAUCCACAUUAGAAUACAAUAAAUCUUAUAUCCUGUUAGUUUCGACGGUGGAGAGAAUGUGAUUAUUUUUUGCUUUGUUGUUUUCUCUAUUCUUUCUUUUUCUUCUCGUUCUAUGGUUUUUCUUUUUUUUGUUUUUUCUUUCCCAAAUUUCCCAAAUAUAUAUAUGUGUAUAUAUGUAUGUAUGUAUGCAUGUAUGUAUAUAUAUAUGUGUGUAUGCCGGAACACACACCCACACGUGCAUAUAUACAUAUGUGACAGAAGGAAAAAAAAAAAAAACUAUUUACAUGUACCUUGUACGAGCGCGGACGUUGAUUUUGAUAUGUAGUAAUAUCGACUCGAACUGUACAGCGCGUGAUGAAUAUGUUGUACAGAUUUUAAUCACCUUACGCCGCAUAUAACGAUAUGAAUAACGACAAACAAAAAAAAAAAAACAACAAUAACAAUAUUAAUAAUAGUAAUAAUAAUUAAAUAACAAUAAUUCCGAUAAUAUUAAUAUUAACAAUGUUCAUGCUAACAAAGAAAAUGAUACUGACAACACCCACAACAACAGCAAUGAUAUGGAUAAUAAUAAUAACAAUAAUAUUAAUGAUAGUAGCAAUAACGAUAGUUUUUCAUCGUACAUCCAGCUGCAGCUAUUAAACUAUUUCUAUACUGUCAUUACUACGGUCAGCUUCUUCAAUUCGUUUGUUCUCGACUUCAAAAAUCUACGUGAAAGCAAAUAAUGUAGGGAAAACACAAAAAUAAAAUCAUCAACGUUAACGAUGGUAAUAAUAACGGCAUUAAUAAUGUUGAGCGUAUAAUAACGGGAUAGAUUUCAUAUUCAUAUGAUUUUAAAAGUUAUUUUCUAACGAGAUAAGACGAAUUUUAAAUUUCUGUACGUAUUGGCUUGACAGGAUAGAGAAAGAAACAGAGAAUAAUAGUAAUGAUAACGAUAAUGAUAAAAAAACAACAACAAAAAUAAGAUCAAUUAAAAGCAAACCGGAAAAAAGAAAUUUUUCGCAAAAAUCCUUGCACAUCGCGGAAAGAAUUUGUUUCAAUUCUUACGCUUCACUGUUAAUAUUAAUGCGAAAAUGCGAGAAAAAGAAAGAAAUAGAGGAGGAAGAAAUCGAAAUCAAAAUGAGUGAUAAAAAAUGAUGGUUCAAUUUCUCCGUCGCGGCGCGUAUGUCAACGCUUAUUUAUACAUACACAAUAUCCAUACGUACGCUGUGUACACAUUAUUAAUUUACCCCUACUUGUAGGAGCAAAAAAAGGGGGUGGGAGGGGGGGGGGCGAAAGUUUCUAAUAGAAAAAGAAAGAAUGAAAGAAAUCAAGGAAAUAUAUCGCGGGAAAAAGAGCGACGAUAGUAAGAAAAAAAAAAAAAAAAAACCCACGAAGUUGAAAGAAUGAGCAAAGAUUUAAAUAAA
Messenger RNA from Neodiprion virginianus, 4392 nucleotides. RefSeq names its product protein doublesex-like (gene Uxt). The coding region runs from base 1790 to 2710 and encodes 306 amino acids. Gene Ontology annotation, cellular component: nucleus. Gene Ontology annotation, molecular function: transcription corepressor activity; DNA-binding transcription factor activity, RNA polymerase II-specific; RNA polymerase II cis-regulatory region sequence-specific DNA binding. The record is from RefSeq and is a predicted model, not a curated record. Gene Ontology annotation, biological process: sex differentiation; negative regulation of transcription by RNA polymerase II. The transcript is spliced from 6 exons. NCBI's taxonomy places the organism in Eukaryota, Metazoa, Arthropoda, Insecta, Hymenoptera, Diprionidae.